AAGUUGAAACAUGAAAGCCUAAAUCAGCACCGACGCACAAUGAGAAAAGUCCUAAUGAUGAGCUAAUCACAGAUUGGCCUUUCUUUGUUGAUAGCUAAUCUAACGGUCAGAAUUGCAUCAAUGCCAGUCUAAUUCCUAGCUUUUCAUCACCAUUGCCUCCGUAGCUCCAGCUAAAAAGUCACAUUUUAAAACUUAUCAGCACAGCAGAGAAGCGCCAGAAACUAAUGGAGGAGGAAGAGAUUACAGCUAAUACUGACAAUUUCACAACUCCUCUCAUUCAGAAGAACAAAACGUCCUAUGUCUCCGAUGAGAACGAGAAUUCUCCGAUCGAGCAAGUCGCGCUCAUGGUUCCCGUCACCGACGACCCUACUCAACCAACCUUCACGUUCCGUACGUGGACUCUGGGGACUCUUGCCUGCAUCCUCCUCUCUUUCCUCAACCAGUUUUUCCGGUACCGCCGAGAACCUCUUACCAUCACUUCCAUCUCCGCUCAGAUCGCGGUGGUUCCUCUCGGCCAUCUCAUGGCCUCCACAAUCACUGAUAAGUUCUUCUUCAAGGGGACAAAGUGGGAGUUCAGUCUCAAUCCGGGGCCAUUUAAUAUGAAGGAACACGUGCUGAUCACAAUCUUUGCUAAUUCUGGCGCUGGAAACGUCCACGCCAUUCACAUAGUUAGUGCCAUCAAGAUAUUCUACAAGAAGGAGCUGACUUUUAUUGUGGCGUUCCUGGUGGUUAUAACGACGCAGGUAUUGGGAUUUGGGUGGGCUGGCGUGUUCCGGCGGUACUUGGUGGAACCUGCAGCUAUGUGGUGGCCCCAGAAUCUGGUGCAAGUAUCUCUGUUCAGGGCGCUGCAUGAGAAAGAGGAGAGGAGGAAAGGAGGAUUAACGCGGAAUCAGUUCUUCAUGGUUGCAUUCAUUUGCAGCUUUGCAUAUUAUGUAUUUCCAGGCUACCUCUUUCCGAAGUUAACAUCUAUAUCUUGGAUCUGUUGGGUAUUUCCUACUUCCAUUCUCGCCCAUCAGCUUGGUUCAGGACUCCGUGGUCUUGGAGUUGGCUCUUUUGGAUUAGAUUGGGCCAGUGUAUCUUCUUACCUUGGGAGUCCGAUGGUUAGUCCAUGGUUUGCAACUGCCAAUCUAGCUGUUGGUUUUGCUCUUUUUAUGUAUGUCGUUACCCCAAUUGCGUAUUGGCUCAAUGUUUACAAGGCUAAGGCGUUUCCCAUAUUCUCAGAUGGCCUGUUCACAUCCGAUGGCCAAAAAUACAAUAUCUCAGCUAUUAUAGACGAGAAUUUCCACGUUGACAUGGAUGCUUAUGAGCAUCAGGGACCUCUCUAUCUCAGUACCAUCUUUGCAAUGAUUUAUGGUCUAAAUUUUGCAUGCCUGGCAGCCACUGUUGUUCAUGUUUUCCUUUUUCACGGAAGAGAUAUAUGGCAGCUAAGCAAGUCUGCCUUCCAAGAGAAGAAAAUGGAUGUGCACACAAAACUCAUGAGAAAAUAUAAGCUAGUCCCUGAAUGGUGGUUCUUGUGCAUCCUUUUCUUAAACAUAUUGGCAACCAUAAUUACAUGUGAGUACUAUAAUGAUCAACUUCAAUUACCAUGGUGGGGUGUCUUGCUAGCGUGUGGUCUCGCUCUUUUUUUCACCCUCCCUAUUGGAGUCAUCACUGCUACAACAAAUCGGACACCAGGCUUAAACGUGAUAACAGAGUAUAUAAUUGGGUAUUUGUACCCAGGAUUUCCUGUUGCUAAUAUAUGCUUUAAAGUAUAUGGAUACAUCAGCAUGAAGCAAGCGAUCACUUUUUUGCAAGAUUUCAAGCUCGGUCAUUACAUGAAGAUUCCUCCUAGGGCCAUGUUCAUGGCACAGGUGGUUGGUACAAUAAUAUCAGCAAUGGUUCAUUUAGCAACAUCAUGGUGGCUUAUGGACACCAUCCCCAAUUUAUGUGACCGUGAAUUACUUCCAGCAGGAAGUCCAUGGACCUGUCCAGGUGACCAUGUGUUCUAUGAUGCGUCUGUCAUCUGGGGACUUAUAGGCCCUCGCAGAAUUUUUGGAGAUCUUGGUCACUACUCUGCCAUGAACUGGUUAUUUUUGGCUGGUGCCAUAGCUCCUAUUCUAGUUUGGAUUGCACACAAGGCUCUCCCUAACAAGCAUUGGAUUAGAUCCAUCUCUAUACCAGUACUUUUAAGUGCUACACUCGAGAUGCUGCCAGCUACUGCCGUCAACUACACUACCUGGGUUCUUGUUGGAUUUGCCUCGGGCUUUAUUGCUUUUAGAUACUAUCGUGACUGGUGGAGCCGCCACAACUAUGUUCUGUCCGGGGCACUCGAUGCUGGACUAGCUUUCAUGGCAGUGUUUCUGUAUUUGUGCUUGGGAAUGCAACAUGUUAGUCUUGACUGGUGGGGAAAUGAUUCAGAUGGAUGCCCAUUAGCUUCUUGCCCAACUGCAACAGGGGUUGUCGGUAAAGGUUGCCCAGCCCUCUGAGUUUAAGUAAUGGAUUGGAUUAUUAUCCCCAAGAGAAAGAAAUCAAAAGAAGUAAUGUAGAUAUGGCACAGUAAUGCAAUCAAAUUUUAUAUUAAAUUUUAAUAGAAAAAUUAAUUACAGUACAUUUCAUUA
Molecule: messenger RNA, 2597 nt
Organism: Hevea brasiliensis (rubber tree)
Lineage: Eukaryota; Viridiplantae; Streptophyta; Magnoliopsida; Malpighiales; Euphorbiaceae
Product: oligopeptide transporter 7
Exons: 6
Coding region: 225-2465 (746 amino acids)
Biological process (GO): transmembrane transport
Molecular function (GO): oligopeptide transmembrane transporter activity
Source: RefSeq, a predicted model, not a curated record